UUAACCACUUCCUUUCCAGUCCAUGUACAUAAACGGCCGGACGGGAGCGCUGCCAAAGCGGGUUGACAUUUCUAAAUGUCACCCGCAUUCAUUUGCCUGUGCGCGCUCCCUGGGAGCGCUGCACCGCGAUCAGUGUCUGCUGUGUCGGGACCUCUGUGUGAGGUCCCGAUUCAUGUGAUCACUGAUUGGCCAAUCAGUGAUCACUACGUGUGAAAUCUGUGAAUGAUCACAGAGGUCACAUGGUACAAGGCUAUUCACAACAGCCUUGAACCAUGUGACAAGCUGUGACCAAUCACAGCUCUCACA
Staurois parvus is the source of this 306-nucleotide messenger RNA. The record is from the annotation of a GenBank genome assembly. NCBI's taxonomy places the organism in Eukaryota, Metazoa, Chordata, Amphibia, Anura, Ranidae.